Messenger RNA from Spirometra erinaceieuropaei, 633 nucleotides. The record is from the annotation of a GenBank genome assembly. NCBI's taxonomy places the organism in Eukaryota, Metazoa, Platyhelminthes, Cestoda, Diphyllobothriidea, Diphyllobothriidae.
AUGGACAUCGCCACCGACCUUUGCGACAUCCUAGAUUGCCCGCCCACAGAAGCCUCUUAUACUGCCCUAAAGGAGGCCCUCAUUUCCCGCAUUUCCCUCUCAACGCAAAAACGUCUCCAGCGUUUAAUUUCUGAGGAGGACCUCGGUGACAGGAAGCCUACGCAGCUUCUUAGGCGUUUGCAGCAGUUGGCAGACGGACAAAAGCUGGAUUCCACCAUGUUCAAGCAACUUUUACUCCAACGGUUGCCUCCUUCUGUGCAAGCCAUCCUUGCGCCUAACAUUCCUUCGUCGACUGUUCAGAUGCUCGCGGAGACUGCUGACCGUAUACUCGAGUACAACCAGCCUCCUGUUACGGUUAACGUCGCCAGUCGAAGCACAACUGCCCCCACAAUCGAGGAUGUCGUCAAACGCCUGGAUGCCCUCACUCUCGAAGUUUCCCAGCUCCGGGCCACUCGCGUUUAUAACCCUCGUAGUCCUGCAAUUUCUCGCCGCCCGAGAUCUCCCACUCCAAACAAACCUACAGUUGAUGGUUUCUGUUGGUAUCAUCACAAUUAUGGUUCUAACGCCCAUCGCUGCCACUCUCCGUGCAAAUAUAAAACACCCGCGUCGGAAAACUCCCCUGCCGACCAGUAA